AUGGCUAAGUUUGAAGUAUCUCCAAUAUUAUUCUUAGUGAUUUUCAUGGUUAUUAAUGGUGUGAUCAUCAAAGGCCAGAAUGUUCCUGCCAUGUUCAUAUUUGGUGACUCACUUAUUGAUAAUGGUAACAAUAACAACAUGGCUUCUUUAGCUAAGGCUAAUUAUUUUCCUUAUGGUAUUGAUUUCAAUGGAGGUCCAACUGGUAGAUUCUCUAAUGGCUACACCAUUGUUGAUGAAAUAGCUGAAUUGCUUGGACUUCCCUUAAUUCCUGCAUACAAUGGAGCCACAGGGAAUGAAGUGCUUCAAGGAGUAAAUUAUGCUUCCGCCGCUGCGGGAAUCCUUGAUGCCACCGGAAGAAACUUUGUUGGACGCAUCCCAUUUGAUCAACAACUUGGGAAUUUUGAGGAUACAUUGAAUCAAAUUAGAGGAAAUAUUGGAGCAGAUAAUUUGGCCACACAACUUGCAAGAUGCAUAUUCUUUAUUGGAAUGGGAAGCAAUGAUUAUCUAAACAAUUAUCUUAUGCCUAAUUAUAACACAAGAAAUCAGUAUAAUGGACAACAAUAUGCUAAUCUCUUGGUUCAAACAUAUGACAACCAACUCAAUAGGCUUUAUAAUCUUGGAGCAAGGAGAUUUGCGAUUGCGGGAUUAGGGUUAUUGGGAUGUACUCCAAGCAUAUUGUCUCAAAGCUUGAGUGGAAGUUGCUCUCAAGAAGUGAACUUGUUAGUGCAACCUUUCAAUGAAAUGUUGAAGGGGGGAGGGGGGGGGGGGGGGGGGGGGGGGGGGGGGACCAUGUUGGGCAAUCUCAAUAAUAAUCUACCCGGUUCUAGAUUCAUAUUCCUCGAUAGUACUCGCAUGUUCCAGGAAAUACUUUCCAAUGCUAGAUCCUACGGAUUUACUGAAUUGAAUAGAGGAUGUUGUGGACUUGGAAGAAACAGAGGUCAAAUUACUUGUCUACCCAUGCAAACACCAUGUCCUAAUAGGAACCAAUAUGUGUUUUGGGAUGCAUUUCAUCCAACAGAAGCAGUUAAUAUUUUGAUGGGAAGAAUGGCUUUUAGUGGCAACACCAACUUUGUCUACCCUAUUAACAUUCAGCAACUUGCUCAACUGUAG
Molecule: messenger RNA, 1110 nt
Organism: Lathyrus sativus (Indian pea)
Lineage: Eukaryota; Viridiplantae; Streptophyta; Magnoliopsida; Fabales; Fabaceae
Source: the annotation of a GenBank genome assembly